Messenger RNA from Talaromyces proteolyticus, 849 nucleotides. RefSeq names its product kinetochore protein Mis14 like-domain-containing protein. The record is from RefSeq and is a predicted model, not a curated record. Gene Ontology annotation, cellular component: kinetochore; MIS12/MIND type complex. Gene Ontology annotation, biological process: mitotic sister chromatid segregation. The transcript is spliced from 2 exons. Lineage: Eukaryota; Fungi; Ascomycota; Eurotiomycetes; Eurotiales; Trichocomaceae. The coding region runs from base 1 to 849 and encodes 282 amino acids.
AUGCAGAGCCCUCACUACCGCAAGAUUGAACUGCAGUCCAACGCAGACUUUAACUAUCUGUACACCAACACCCUCGCCUGCCUGCAAGAAAAGCUCAAUGAAAUCUACCCGCCGCCGCAGAACGACAACGCGGACGAUCCAUACCCAGUGAAAGGGCGUGUUAAAAAGCUGAUGGAAGAGUUCAUUCAACAAACCUACAUCCUCGCGUCGGACUCGAUCACCAUCAACGGAGUGGACGUCAGCCCAGGAGAAGGCUCAACGGGCCUGCUACCCUUCGACUCUGGGUUUUCUGCACCCGAAACCAUCGAAUACGAGCCUUACGACGGCGCGCUGGCGUCGCGCGUGACUUCGCUGUACGCCCAGCUCGAAUCACUCACGACGUCAGUCGCACAACUUCGCCGCGAGGCGCCACAGAAAGCCGCCAAAGCGUACUCCGACACACUCAUCGAGAUGCUGAAAACCGAAGAUGCGGAAUACGAAUCCCUCGCUCGGCAGCAACAAGACUCCGAUUCCGCAUACCAAAGUGAACCAAUACUAAAAUCCGAAAACGGCUCAUCAUCAUCAUCAUCAAAGAAACUCGCUGAAACGGGUGCAGUUGAAUACAGCAAGAUCAAACCGGAGUGGAAACUAGAUAUCCCAUUUGGAUCAGACUCAGAAAGAGAGCGGUGGCAGAGCGGCGAGAUGGCAGAGGUCUACUCGGACACGUUGCGCACGCUCCUUCGGCUGCAGGGUGAAUAUGUAGAGGGCGAUGAACCGGCGAGUGUGGAGGCGUCGCGAAAUGCGCUUUCGACGACGGUAGGAACCGCAGAGAGGGCGAGCCGGGCCGCGGAGGUUGUGAAGAAGAUGUAA